CCGCACACUCCCUGUCCCUCGCCUACGUCGGAAGACCGGUGACGCACUCCAGCGCGCCCCACGCGCCACAGUCGACCUCGCCCCGAUGCCGCGCAUUGCUGCGAGAUAUGGGCGCUGGGCAGGUUACGCUGGACACCGGAAUUCGUGGGGCUGCCUUUGCCCGCCCUAGGCUGAACGGAUGUACCGUGUACGCUGUGCCGUGGGAUCUUCGAGCGGCUGCAAGAGGAUGUCCCACGCAUGGCGGUUGCAUGCGACCGGGAGUGGGUGCGCGAUCGAAUCAGUGCCCUUCUAUCGCCACCACUCGCCGCAGCGAUCCAGUCCGCGAUAUGUGAGUCCCAGGCUCUCUCGUGUGUCUCACGUUUUGUCAGAUGCGUCGCAUGCGAGCCAAUACAGGAAGCCUGAGGUUCUAGCCCCCGGAAAGUUCGCGUUCGACCGGUCGGACCCUAUGCCACCGCUCUCGCGGCGCAGUGGGGUCACUACGUACGGGCUGACGUUGCGCCAGCGCCGUUCGCUCAGAACGACGGCUCCGCGUGGACGGACUCAGAACACCCGUCGGACCGUGGACGAUGCCACACGAAACGGGCGAUACGGACCACCUCACAAAACGUCGCAGCGCUCGCUUUUGCUAAUCCUCCGCGCGGCACCUCGAAUGUGCGAAGCAAGGGACAGCCGAUCCUACUACCUGAUUGCGACCAGGCCGCCGCAGAGACGGCGAAUCCGUCCAGAAACAAGCGGACUCAAGCAGCUCACACGGACUCGACCGUGGGUGCACUUGAAUGUGCAAAGGAGUUGACGCUAGCAGCCUGGCUACUACGAGGACACUACAGAGACGGUUAGGGACCGAGCAGGCCUCAGUUAUUGUCCUGUUUCGUAUGUAGCUACUUCGCAUUUCAACAUAUCUCGC
This is a messenger RNA of Trametes versicolor FP-101664 SS1, 904 nucleotides long. RefSeq lists its product as uncharacterized. The transcript is spliced from 7 exons. The coding region runs from base 179 to 793 and encodes 204 amino acids. The record is from RefSeq and is a predicted model, not a curated record. NCBI's taxonomy places the organism in Eukaryota, Fungi, Basidiomycota, Agaricomycetes, Polyporales, Polyporaceae.